This is a messenger RNA of Cariama cristata (Red-legged seriema), 2181 nucleotides long. It is a transcript of the gene TICAM1, whose product is annotated as toll-like receptor adaptor molecule 1. Gene Ontology annotation, molecular function: protein kinase binding. NCBI's taxonomy places the organism in Eukaryota, Metazoa, Chordata, Aves, Cariamiformes, Cariamidae. The coding region runs from base 1 to 2181 and encodes 726 amino acids. Gene Ontology annotation, biological process: positive regulation of canonical NF-kappaB signal transduction; positive regulation of myeloid dendritic cell cytokine production; positive regulation of natural killer cell activation. The record is from RefSeq and is a predicted model, not a curated record. The transcript has a single exon.
AUGGCACAGAGCGCCAAGCUCCAGCCAAGCUUUGAGGACGUUUUUAAUAUUCUAUCCCAGAUCCCACAAGAUAAACUCCUUAGCCUCAAAUAUAAACUAAAGGACUUGAGAUUUGGGCCCAGCAGAAAAUUACUGCAAGCCAUGGUCCUGCUUACUCUGGGGCAAGAAGCAGAUGCAAGAAUUUGUUUGGAUGCCUUGAGAGAUAACCAGGCAGCCCAGUAUGUCCACCAGACCAAACUGGGCACUGCAGGAGUGCAGGAAGAUGGGGAGGAUUUGCAGCCUCCUCAGCUGGAUGCAGGGGCCAUGGUGCUUCUGGCACAGAUCUACUCAGUGUUGGCACAGGAAAAACUCUGCAGUCAUGAAGCCAUGGACAAAGCCUGCCAGGCUGCCACCAAGGCUUGCAAUGCCAGCAGGGAAACUCAGUGGGGAACACUCAACAGCAUCCCACCUGUGGACCAGGAAAAACAUGGCUCUGCUAUCAGCAUGGACCCAUGUGACAAAUUUCAGACACUGAGAUCUGAUGGAGGCGUAGGAUUUCUCCAGACGGCCAGCCCAAACUACAUGCUGAGAAGUUCUCCAGUUCAGAUUGGAGGCAACUCACACCUUUCAGGCCCACGGACCUUGUGCUCCUUGGGGAGUCCCUCCUUCCCCAGUCACUUUGAGAUCAGUUCAUCACCAACAGUUGUUUUUCACACUCAGCCUUCUUCCCACGAGUGUGACCCCCAGCCCAGCCGGCCGUGCAAAGGGAGCACCAGCAGUGCUGGACAGCCUGACAGGGACGGACAGAGCCACGGCCUGCAGGAAACAAGCUGGGCCAGCAGAACCAACUCUCAUCCCAGGCAGGACACGGAUGCCCAAGUUCCCCAACCAGAGAAUGUUCUGCAGGUCAGUUCCUGUCACCCAACUCCCCCUAUUCCCGAAACGCAGCUGCCCACAAUGGGUGCUGUGAACCAACCUGUCGAAAGUAGUGAUGUUUCCAGCACAGUGGCAGCAGAACCUCAUGCACCGAAAGAAAACAUAGACAAAAAGCAAGAUGAAAAGCAAUUAUCUACAGGUCUUCCUGACUCAAGAGCUACAGUGGAUACUGGUCCUGCCCACACAUCCAUGAAGGACUCUUGUGUUCCAGCAGGCAUUCCUUCUAACUCUGCACCUCCUUCCAUUUCAACCUGUUCCCUUCCUCCUCCUACCUAUUCCUUGUCCUCAACCCUUCCCUCUCCUCUUCAGGGAUCUCCUUCCAACUUAUUUUAUCCCCCACCCCUCCACUCAUCCCUCUCUCCAGCCUGGCCUCCUCCUCUCCAAACUGUAGAACCAGUGCCCACAUCAGAGCUAGAUGGUGGAAAGUUCUUCACUUUUGUAGUCCUGCAUGCUAGUGAAGACGAGAUUGUUGCCCAUCGGGUCAAAGACCUGCUGGAGAACAUGGGGGUUCCCAAUGGUGCCACACUCUGUGAGGACUUCUUCGUUGCCGGGCGCAGCCAUAUGACUUGCUUCCAGGAUGCUAUGGAAAACUCUGCUUUCAUCAUCCUUCUGCUGACCAAGAACUUCCCGUGCGACCUGUGUAUGUUUCAGACAAACACUGCUCUGAUGGAGUCAAUCCUGAAACCAUCCAAGCGCGACUCAGUCAUCCCUUUCGUACCCAAGGAGAACCCCCUGGACCGGAGUCAGAUUCCCAGCAUGCUCGGUGGGCUGAUGCCCUUGGAUGAGAACUCCCCUGGGUUCUCCAGGACAGUGCAGAACACCUUUACCACCAGCAGGAUCAAUGAGAGGAAAGCCGUGUGGGGCCUGAUGCAGAAAAGGAAACUACAGCUGUAUCAGGAACGGUAUCAAACACUGCAGAACUUAGCUGCCCUGAACCUUGGCUCUCUUCCUCAGAUGCCUCCAUCAGCAACACGGCCACAGCUGCAGGAGCAGUCACCCCGACAGUGGUGCCCCCCCACUUUGACCGUUCCUCCUGCCACAUACCCACCUCCUCCCGCUGGUCAGCCCAUGCCUGCUCAGAUGGGUCCCUCUCCUUUCCAACCACUUCAUUUCCCAUCAGGCCACUACAACAUGAUGCCAGGUCCCGGAGGCAUCCCGCCCCUCAUCAUUCAACACGCUCGAAUGGUUCAGAUUGGGAACCACAACACGAUGCAGGUAGAAACUGUCACACCAGGUCCGCAGGACAGGGAGGAAGAAACCAGGUAG